Molecule: messenger RNA, 626 nt
Organism: Conger conger (European conger)
Lineage: Eukaryota; Metazoa; Chordata; Actinopteri; Anguilliformes; Congridae
Product: DELTA-actitoxin-Afr1c-like
Exons: 2
Coding region: 1-612 (203 amino acids)
Biological process (GO): monoatomic cation transport; pore complex assembly; cytolysis in another organism
Cellular component (GO): pore complex
Molecular function (GO): channel activity
Source: RefSeq, a predicted model, not a curated record
AUGGCGGGACAGGGAGGAGAGGCACUAGCUGGAGCGGUGGCGGCUGGCACAUCCGCGGUCAUCUCAGGAGGGGCUCUGGUGGCGGCCAUCACUCAGACGUCUCUCAGCUCAUCAGGCAGAAGCGUCUCCAUUCAUCUGAGCAACUUCUCAUGCGACAUCCUGACUAAUCCACAGGUUUACACCUACAAGGGAUACAGCUGCACCCCCCCACACCUCACCCUGGGAAAGGCAGCCCAAGGGCUAUGCACGUUUGGAAAUGGAGAAAAAACUACUGGUGCUGUGGGGGUCCUGACCUACGACAUCAAUGAAUGCCUGAGAGAGAGAGCAGUGAAGCGUCUGGCCAUCAUGUUCUCUGUGCCGUUCGAGUACGCAACCUAUGAGAACUGGUUUGCCCUGGGCUUCUUUGAGCCUCACACACCAUGCGAUGAAGCCCUCUAUAAUCUCAUGUAUUACCAAGAUGGAUCAUUCAGGAGGGAGAAGUCCUCUGGUUCAGAAAUCCGUUUUGAAAGUGGGAGGUACAUUGUGAAAGGGGCUAUGUCUCCUAUGUCAAAAGCAGAGAUGAAAGUAGAAUUUUGGGAUGAUGACUACUUUGAUCAAUUUGAUAAAUACUGAAAGAAAUGUCAGCU